AUGUUUAGAGCCUCGCGGUUAGUAAUUACUAGCCUCAUGGUCGGCAAGAGCACUCUCUUCUUCAACAAACAUCAAAUGAUUUUGCUCAUUUUCUUGCCAAUAGUUCUUUACGCAGGAAUUUUAGAAGACUUGGAUGAUGUUGUACAAUAUUAUGAUUGUGAUCUUAAAUGCACAUUUAAUCACUCUGAGAUGACAUCAGAAACUAUAAAGUUUUUCCCGAAAAAUUGCACUAACAUAUGUGGAAUUUUAGUUUUUAACUCAAAAACUGACCUGUCCGAAAAUGAAAUUGUAAAUUUAUUUAUGCCAGUGUUAGUACUAUCUGGAGGAAUGCGAGUUGAAAAUUCAAGCUUCACGAGUUUGGGGUUUUUAUCUUAUAAAGGAUUAUACUUUCGUUUUCUAUGUGACAGGCAUGGCAUGGUCAUUGCAAAUAAUCACUUGUUAACUGAUGUGAGUGUUUUAGAAGGAUUUCUGAGAUUAUCUGGUGAAAAUGGGUGCAAGUUCAAUAUUGAGAAUAACACUGCUUUGGAUACAUGCUGGUUGGGGAAGCCAGAAGUUUUUACUUUUUUCAUAGAUCUAGUAACUCGUGGGAACCUCAAAGAUUGCACGUGCCGCUACAACUCCUCUGAACCACAACAGCCUACAAAUUGCAAAGCUCUGAAAGGAGGACUUAACAUCACUGGUAUCACCAAUUCCAGUGAUUUAUCUUUUCUUACAAGCAUUGAAAAGAUUAUGGGAAAUUUGGAAAUUGGGAAUACCAAUCUAAAGAAUAUAUCAUUUCUGAAAAAUUUGAAGAUCUUCGAGUCGGCCAAUGGUGGAAUGAACUAUAAAGUCUCAGUGAAUAUUCACGACAAUUAUGAGAUGACACGGCUCGGGCUCGAAAGUGUGGAAACGCUCAUUGAUCUGUUCCACGGUCCAUUCCUCAUCAAUCUGGAAAACUUGCAUCCCGACUUCUGCAUCACGUUUCGCGAAUGGAGGAUAUUUUUGGAAAAUUACGUGGAAUUUCACAACCUUAAAGACGCAAAGCUCUGCCAAGAAUUGGAGUCGGCUCAAGAAAGUGACUUCGUUUUUUGCAACUUUACAAGUAUGGCUGUUUUACCAAUCGUUUGUCAAGUUAUUGUCGGUGACGUCAUCAUUGAUGCAAAUGACGGACAGUAUUUGAAAAAACUAAUGUACAUUUCGUAUAUAUUCGGAACUCUGAAGGUUCAGUACACAAAAGCGGAUGGGUUGGAAUUUCUGACGGGACUAGAGUAUAUUGUCUCAUUGGACGAAGGAAAAGCUCCAAUUACUAUACGCUCCAACAAGUAUCUCAAAGAUGCCAGACUACCAUAUAUCAAGCACAUAAUCUCAAAGAACGAGAAAUCAGUAGUGAUAUACGACAAUCCAAUUUUAUUUGAAAACAACGAACACUGCAAAAUGUAUCAGUUAACUUUUAAUACGAAUCUGAAAAUUGAAAAUGGGGAUUGCGAGAAAAGGGUCUAUAAGACGUCACAUCUCCUAAAUCUGUUUUUGAUAUUUUCUCUUAUAAGUCUGAUUGUUUUUACUUAUUUGUAGACGAUAUUAAUGUUUUGUGUGUUUGGUUACCGAACUAUAGUAUUUAGAUUUUAUAUUGAAAUAGUUUUUUGAUUAUUUUUGAAUAAUAAAUUUUAUA
This is a messenger RNA of Caenorhabditis elegans, 1648 nucleotides long. RefSeq names its product Receptor L-domain domain-containing protein (gene hpa-1). The transcript is spliced from 8 exons. Bases 1 to 1551 code for a protein of 516 amino acids. The record is from RefSeq and is marked reviewed. Lineage: Eukaryota; Metazoa; Nematoda; Chromadorea; Rhabditida; Rhabditidae.